Phytophthora nicotianae INRA-310 is the source of this 654-nucleotide messenger RNA. RefSeq lists its product as hypothetical. Bases 1 to 654 code for a protein of 217 amino acids. The record is from RefSeq and is a predicted model, not a curated record. Gene Ontology annotation, molecular function: hydrolase activity. The transcript has a single exon. NCBI's taxonomy places the organism in Eukaryota, Oomycota, Peronosporomycetes, Peronosporales, Peronosporaceae.
AUGAAGUUCUUUACCCCGUCUCCGACAACCCUUGGAUUCCUCCUACUUCUGGCCAACCCAACCAGCCUUGUCAACGCUGAGUGCUCAGACGUCCACGUCGUCUUCGCUCGUGGAAGUGGUGAAGCUGCUGGUCUAGGCAUCUGUGGCGAACCUUUCGUCAGUGGGAUCACCUCGAACCUCUCUGGCAUGAGCGUGUCUUCCUACGCGGUUAACUACCUCGCCUCUAUGGACCAGACGAGUGCCGGUCCUGGUGCGACCGACAUGACAAACCACGUUGUGUCUGUGGCAAAGGAGUGUCCCGACACAGUUUUCGUGCUUGGCGGCUACUCUCAAGGUGCCAGUGUCACCGACAUCUCAAUCGGUAUCAAGACGACGCUCGGCUCGGGCGACACCAUCCCCGAGUCUCUGUCCUCUCGCAUCAAGGCGAUUGUGACGUUCGGCAAUCCGCUCAAACUAACGGGCGGCACUAUUGAAAGCAGUAGCUCCACCUACAGCUCCAAGGCUAUUGAGUUCUGCAACCAGGGCGACCCCGUAUGCGGCAAUGGUGCCAAUACGAUGGCGCAUCUCACGUACCCGACCGAUGGCAGUGUCACCUCCGCCGCUGAGAAGGCUGCUGCGCUUGUCAAAGGCGGUGCACGCACCCUACGCGGCUAG